UUUCUUUAGUAAACAAAUAACAGCUGUCAGUAAAAGUGUUCCAUCUCAGGAAAAAUAAAUUUUCCCAGUUUUCUGCGAAGAAAAUCACCAUUCUAACUAAGAAAAAGUGUAGUGAAAUCAUUAAUCUAUCAGAAUAAGUAAAAUACCGAGCCCAAGACAUGCGUCGCCGUGCAGGAAUUGGAGCAAUCCAGAAGCAGAAGUUGGAGGCAGAAAAGUACAAAGACAAGGGCUUUGAGAUCCAGGAGACGCAAUUUGAGGAGAUGUCUCGGCAGAUGGAAGUGUUUAGAACCAAUCUAGAGGAAUUUGCCAUGAAGCACAGAAGUGAAAUCAAGAAAAAUGCCCAAUUCCGGCGGCAGUUCCAGGAAAUGUGUGCAACGAUUGGAGUUGAUCCUUUGGUGUCCGGAAAGGGCUUCUGGAGCAUCCUGGGCAUGGGUGACUUCUACUACGAGCUGGCCAUUCAGGUGAUUGAGGUGUGUCUGGCAGCAAAUGAUGACACAGGUGGAUUGAUAGAGCUGGAUGAUCUCAAGAAGCGCCUCAAUGCCUCGAGGGGAGCCAAUAAACAAUCCAUCACGAAGGAUGACAUCCUAACAGCCACCAAGAAACUCAAAAUCUUCGGCAAUGGCUUCAAGGUACUGCCUGUGGGACCUAGUAAAUAUAUGAUUCAGUCAGUUCCUGGAGAACUGAGCCUGGAUACAACGGCUGUUCUUAAUAUUGCUGCAGCUGAGAAGGAAGGCUGCGUCACUCUCGUCAUGAUCAUCAGCAAAUUAGAUUGGACGGAAUUCCGAGCGAAACAAGUAAUGGACAAAAUAAUCGGUGAUGGCUUAGUGUGGAUUGAUCUUCAAGGUGAUACUCCAUGCUACUACUUCCCCAGCCUGUUCCCGAGGCAAUAGUCCAGGUGUUCCCUUGGACAUGCUGCCACAGCAGAUGUACUAACAAAGUCAUUAAGUUACUGGAAGAAUUUACCAUGUUUCACUGAGUUAACUUGCAAUUGUAAAUUGUUGAAAAUAAAUACCUUAUAUUGUAUAUUUUUUUAUUUAAAUAAAAAUAUAAAUUCUAACUAGA
Messenger RNA from Phlebotomus papatasi, 1062 nucleotides. RefSeq names its product vacuolar-sorting protein SNF8 (gene lsn). The coding region runs from base 159 to 890 and encodes 243 amino acids. The record is from RefSeq and is a predicted model, not a curated record. Lineage: Eukaryota; Metazoa; Arthropoda; Insecta; Diptera; Psychodidae. Gene Ontology annotation, biological process: protein transport to vacuole involved in ubiquitin-dependent protein catabolic process via the multivesicular body sorting pathway. The transcript is spliced from 3 exons. Gene Ontology annotation, cellular component: ESCRT II complex.